Aspergillus lentulus is the source of this 3282-nucleotide messenger RNA. RefSeq names its product putative sensor histidine kinase/response regulator TcsB/Sln1 (gene tcsB). Gene Ontology annotation, cellular component: plasma membrane. The record is from RefSeq and is a predicted model, not a curated record. Lineage: Eukaryota; Fungi; Ascomycota; Eurotiomycetes; Eurotiales; Aspergillaceae. Gene Ontology annotation, biological process: protein autophosphorylation; phosphorelay signal transduction system. Gene Ontology annotation, molecular function: histidine phosphotransfer kinase activity; phosphorelay sensor kinase activity.
AUGCGCAUCCCAAUUGCCGUGCAGCUCGGCCUGCUGGUCCUUGUGACUGCCCUAGUGGGCCUGGCCGUGCUGUCCAUCGCUACGUGGGUUAAUAACUACAAUUUUGUGGUCGAUGUCCAAUCCGAAGGACUCGAGCUGGUCGCAAAAAUCAAAGCCAGCCAGAUCGCUUCGAAUCUCAAACUUCUUGAAUCGACGUGCAAAACCAUCGUCACACGACUGCUGAUCCAGGGUGCUCUCGGUCGUUUUUACAAUGGGAACUCGAGUGAUUCGAACUGGACCUCGUCCGUCACGGAUGUGCAGUCGGCAAUGGGCAGUAACAAUUACCUGGACCUCUAUCAAGCCAUCAUUUUCUCUCGAAAUGGCCAAGGAGAUCGACACGGAUUGCUCAAUGUCACCGCCAAAGAUAUUGCCCAGAUCACUCUUCCCUACACUUACCCGAAUGGCACUGCUGUCAUGCUAGGCGAUGAGGGACUCGGUUACCCGCCCGCACUCUACCCUAAUCUGACAUAUUCCGCAGCCUCCGACGGCAGCACCACAACCGAUGUGUACGCCUUUUCGGACUACAAGCUGGGACUUGACACCGCUCUUCUUCUUGGACCGCUGCCGAUCAACAGCUCCUUUUCCCUCGUUUCAGUCACAGUGCCCAUCAUCAAUAAUACUUCGGCCACUGACAUUCUUGGAUACAUGACGGUCGUCGCCAGUGCCGCCAAUUUGCAGGCCACGAUCAACUCCCGCGAUGGCUUGGGCCAUAGUGCCCAGAUUCUCCUGCUCGGUCCAUCCCGCGCGCCCAAUCAGUUCGCCCCCGACGCCUACCCGGCCACAGCGACCUCUCCCCCGAACGUGGAAGGACUUUCUCACGCUGAAGUCCACUACGUGUUCGAGCCUACUCCACUUCCCGGUCAGAGCAGCAGGCACGGCGGCAACUUGAGCAUGAACAGCUUUCCUCUGUCCAGGUAUCCGCUGGCAUGGAAGCUCAUGUCGAAACCGUGGGCGGAGACCAACAACUCGAUCAGCGAUCUGUCAACCAGAAACGAACACGGAUACCAGGUUGCGGUCGGCGCGAUCCGCCCAAAAACACAGAUGGCCCAGUGGAUCCUGUUGGUGGAACAGACACAGGCGGAGGCAUUCGCGCCGAUCAACAAGCUCAGGAAAAUCAUUCUGGCGUGCGUCUUUGGGACGAUGGGAUUCAUUAUCCUGAUCGUUCCUCCGCUCACCCAUCUGGCCGUGGCCCCGAUCCGCCGGUUGAGCGAGGCCACUCGCAAGUCGAUCGAGCCCCCGUCCCAGGCCCCGCAUAAUCGCCCUCCCUCCAGCGGACCGUACAUUGUAGGAAUCGCCGAGGCGGAGGCGGAGCCCCGUACUUUUGAUGACCACAUGGAUGAAAAGGGUUUCGUGGCCUGGGUAAAACAUUUCCGACGAAAGGACCGGCCCAACAGCGCCCACAGCAAUGGCAGUGGCCAUCACGCCAGAGCUUUCCAGAUUCCAGGCCGAGUGAAGGAGCGCAAGCAUCUCAUCACAGACGAACUGACGGAGCUGACGAGCACUUUCAACGAGAUGUCGGACGAGCUUUCGAUCCAUUACCAUCGGCUUGAAGAACGAGUGGCGGAACGAACUCGCGAGCUGGAAGCCGCCAAGUUGGCCGCGGAGACUGCUAACGAGAGCAAGACGUUGUUCAUCGCCAAUAUCUCACACGAGCUCAAGACUCCGCUGAAUGGCAUUUUGGGUAUGUGUGCAGUGUGUAUGGGCGAAGACGAUCUUCCAAGGAUCAAGAAGUCGUUGCAGGUUGUUUACAAGUCGGGGGAUCUUUUACUGCACCUUUUGAACGACUUGUUGACCUUUAGCAAGAACCAAAUCGACCAAGCAAUUCGGUUAGAAGAGCGGGAAUUUAAAUUGUCGGACAUCCGGUCUCAACUGGCGGUCAUUUUCCAGAAUCAGGUCCAGGAAAAACACAUCGACUUCAAUGUCAACUUCGUCGGCGGAGAUACCCUUCCGGCAAAGGGCGAUGGCUUCCAGGAGAAGACGUUCCUACCGUCUCCCCCCGCGCUUGGUCCUCCAGGGACUGGUCGGUUGAGGGACAUGGUAUUAUGGGGUGAUCAACAUCGCAUCCUUCAAAUUUUGAUCAACCUUGUCAGCAACAGUCUCAAAUUCACGCCCGACUAUGGCAAGGUCGAGGUUCGCAUCAAAUGCGUCCGGGAAGCGGAACCCCCGGGCAGUCCCAGAACCUCUCUGCAGGACUCUCGACGCAAUUCGCGACUGCGAUCCCGACCACCGUCGCAUGCCAGUUCUCAGCCACGUGAUCCUGUUGACGGCCUAGUUCAGGAAGAAUAUCACACUCCCGUGCUUUCGCAGUUGCGAACUCUGAUCUUCCAGUUUGAGGUCGAGGAUAAUGGUCCUGGCGUUGCCCUCCAUUUACAGAAGCGCGUCUUCGAGCCCUUUGUACAGGGCGAUCUCGGACUGAACCGAAAGUAUGGAGGUACCGGGUUGGGGCUCAGUAUCUGCGCGCAGCUGUCUCGCUUGAUGAAUGGAAAGAUCACCCUGGAAAGCGAGCCGGGCAAAGGCGCCUUGUUUACUGUGGAGAUUCCGUUGAAGUUCGUCAAGGAGACCGCGCCGAGUACCCGCAGUUCCAGUGCCGCUGGAUCGCGCACUCCGAGCGUUUUUUCGCUUGACGAUCUACCUGGUCUCGCGCGACCGCCGUCCAAUACUGGCUCUGUUGGCUCUGUUCGAAGCGAUCCGUUGACCAGUUUUGAGAAGCAGGAUCUGCAACCCCGACUGGUCGGACUCAGCCAGCCGUUCUUUACCCCUACACCGUCAUCCCCCGCACCGUCGACUCCCCGAGCUCCUCCAGCUGAUGGAGCCAAACCGGAAGUGAAAGACAGUACAUCUGGCAAGGUGCGCGUGUUGGUGGCUGAGGACAAUGUAGUGAACCAGGAGGUGGUUCUUCGAAUGCUUCGGUUGGAAGAAGUAUAUGAUGUAACGGUCGUCAAAGACGGCCAAGAAGCCUACGAUACCGUCAAGGCGAAUAUGGAAGAGGGCAAAGUAUUUGACCUUAUCUUCAUGGACAUUCAGAUGCCCAACCUCGACGGCCUAGAGAGCACCCGCCUCAUCCGGGGCAUGGGCUACUCGGCGCCGAUUGUUGCGCUCAGCGCUUUCUCGGAAGAAAGUAAUAUUAAAGACUGCAUGGACUCGGGCAUGGACAUGUUCAUCAGUAAACCUAUCCGACGCCCUGCCCUGAAGCAAGUUUUGAACAAGUUCGCCACGAUCCCGGAAGAGCCGGAGAAUGUGUAA